CUACUUCCACAUUAUUUAAGAAAAUGCCUCAGGAACUUCCGCCCAAAGACAUAGCAGCUGACCUAGAGAGUGGUGUCAGCGGUGACGAGGCAGAGGGUGAUCGCAUUGAGAUCAACACUAGCAGUACAAUGGAGCCAUCGAUCCCACCACCCAUGUGCUCGUUCGCCGACCUUGGUCUUGAUCCCUGGCUACCCACCGAGAUCCAGCGCGCAUGCAUUCCGCCGAUUCUGGUCGGCCACGACGCAAUUGGCGGAGCCAAGACCGGCUCAGGAAAGACUGCUGCAUUCGCCCUCCCGAUCCUGCAGAAGCUGUCAGAGGACCCGUUUGGAGUAUUCGCAUUGGUUCUGACGCCAACGCGUGAGCUGGCAUACCAGAUUGCCGAGCAGUUCAAUGUUCUGGGCAAGGGCGUCAACAUCAAGGUAACAGUGGCGAUCGGCGGUAUGGACAUGGUUAAGCAGGCCCUGGAGCUGUCGCGGCGUCCACAUAUUGUUGUUGCCACACCUGGCCGGCUAGCAGAUCACAUUGAGAGCAGCGCGAAUGCUGUGCACUUCCAGAAAGUGAAGUUUUUGGUGCUUGACGAGGCAGACCGCUUGUUGACAGAGACGUUUGCGCCCGACAUGGCCGUCAUUAUGAACAAUAUCCCGCGCGACCGGCAAACACUGCUGUUUACAGCCACCAUGACGCCGAGCAUCCUGCAGCUGCGCGAAAAGCCUUCGAAGCAGCCCGUGUUUACGCAUCUGUGCGAUACCAGCGAAGCGUACCUGGUCCACCUGCUGAUGUCGAAUGUGUCCAAGCUCGAGAAGCGCCGGGGACAGCCAAAGCUCAACGACGAUGGCGACGACAGCGAGUCAGAUUCCGAUUCUGACGACGAUGCGGGCGAUGAUGGCAAGACUGUGGGCAAAGACAAGUCUAUCAUGAUCUUUGUUGGCCAAUGCAAGCAGGCAGAGUCCCUGCGCGUAAUGCUGUUUGAGCUUGGGUUCCGCGUCACUGCUCUGCAUUCCAAGAUCUCGCAGCAGGAGCGGCUCAACAGCCUGGGGAAGUUCCGUGCCGAGGCGGUUCCCCGUGGCCUCGAUAUCCCCUCAGUCGAGCUGGUUGUCAACAUGCACGUGCCGCGCGACCCUGACGAGUAUAUUCACCGUGUCGGCCGUACUGCACGUGCGGGCCGCGGUGGCCGGGCCAUUACCAUUAUGUCGGAGAGCGAUAUCAAGCUUAUCCAUAACAUCGAGGCGCGUAUUGGCAAGCAGCUGGAGGAGAUGCCGAUCAGCGAGAAGAAGGUUCUCGAGGGCAUGGGCAAGGUUCUGAGGGCAAAGCGCACGGCGGCCUUGCAUUUGCUCGAGUCUAACUUUGGCGAGCGCGACAAGAUCCGGAAACAAAAGCGCAGCGGCAGCAGCAGUACACGGCCGGGAAAGCGGCCAAAGAAUUAGAAUUACAAACAUUACUACUAUUAAAUCGA
This is a messenger RNA of Linderina pennispora, 1453 nucleotides long. Its product is annotated as Ddx49-A-prov protein-like protein. The coding region runs from base 24 to 1424 and encodes 466 amino acids. Lineage: Eukaryota; Fungi; Kickxellomycota; Kickxellomycetes; Kickxellales; Kickxellaceae. The record is from RefSeq and is a predicted model, not a curated record. Gene Ontology annotation, molecular function: nucleic acid binding; ATP binding. The transcript has 4 exons.